Molecule: messenger RNA, 958 nt
Organism: Zychaea mexicana
Lineage: Eukaryota; Fungi; Mucoromycota; Mucoromycetes; Mucorales; Lichtheimiaceae
Product: DNA-binding protein
Exons: 5
Coding region: 152-832 (226 amino acids)
Cellular component (GO): zeta DNA polymerase complex
Source: RefSeq, a predicted model, not a curated record
UUCACCACCACAAUUAGUUGUCGUCAAGUAAAUAUAUUAAAGUAAAAUUAAACAAACUUAAACUCGGUCUACGUUAAUAUUGUGCUAUACAGCAUUCUAUCCUUUCCUUUCCUUCCUUUAUUCGAGCAUAUAUAACACAAAAAUCACGUAAAUGCUUACGCGACAAGAUCUGGUUAAUUUGUUGCUCGAUUUCAUAGACGUAUGGAUUCACCAGAUCUUGUACGAGCGCGACCUAUAUCCUGCAGCUAUUUUCUCUCUUAAAAGAAAAUACGACGUUCCUGUCCAUAUAGCAGCCCAUGAAGGCGUAGCGAGUUAUGUUUCCGAAUUUGUAGAAUCUUUAAAGCCGCUUGUACGACAGGGCAAUUGCAAACGUAUCGCGCUCAAGAUCAUAGCCCCUAGCAACAACCGUCUCUUAGAGCGCUUCGUGUUUGAGAUCGAUUCGGCAUUGCGGGCGCUAGACGUACCGAUAGACACUGUAUUAGAUAGCGAAGCAACAUGUUCAUUGGCGGAUGUACAGCAGCAAUUACGCGCGUGUUUAUUGCGUAUGACUGCAACACGGUCGACUCUAAGUAGCAACCCACCUGAUUGUACGUUUACAUUGACCGUCGAGACAUACAGUGGACCUCCACAAGAUCAAGGAAGAGGGUCAAGAGAGGACUAUCACGUCGACUGGAUUCCGUCUUCGUCAGCUCAAGAGGGUAUUGAAGUUGCUGGGGAGCAGCAACACCGAUGGAAUUCGUUGAUCCCCAUUAAAACGAUACCCAUGGACCUAUUUAAAGUGAAUGUGUUUGUCAUGGAAGCAGUCAAGAAGGGCAAACAUAUAUCUAGAUGAAGGAAGAAAACGAAUCAACAAUCUUUUUAUACCAACAGUUAUUUACAAUGAUGAGUUGAGGAGAGGGGUGGGUAAUAAGUGGUAUGUCCAACCGAAAAAGAAGAUAAAAGGGCGUAUCGCGAGUAA